Messenger RNA from Racocetra persica, 414 nucleotides. The record is from the annotation of a GenBank genome assembly. Lineage: Eukaryota; Fungi; Glomeromycota; Glomeromycetes; Diversisporales; Gigasporaceae.
AAUUUACUUGCAGUAAAUGAGCGGUGGCAUGGGGCUAUUCUAUAUAUACCAUUGGCCUUGUUAAUUUAUAAUCUUCGUAAAACUAUAGUGGAAAGAUUAAAGACUAUUUAUGGUAACCCUUUAUCUUCUGAUAUUAAUAUUCUAUCAGAUGAAUGGAUUCUACAAGCUUGGAUACUUCAAAAAAACAGUGAAGAUGCACAUUAUUGUGCUGCACUUUUCCGCUAUCUUAGAGAAUUCUGUAUCCAGUACCGUCAAUGGGCCUGUUUGAUUUCUGCUGAUGAUAAGUACAAAAUUCCUAUAGGUGAAGAUGUUGCAGUUUCUACUAGUGUACGAAAUCGACAUUUUAUGGUUGCACAAGAGAGCAAUUUGGCUGCUGCCGAUCAUGAUUUCGCAAAACUAUCUUUAACACCAUCG